CUUUUUUUUAUUGCAUUUGCUCUGCCUAUAUAUAAAAGAUGGCAGUGUUCAAAUUGGAGUCCGACAAGCAAUUCAUCCGAACUUCCAAAGGCGAUCCGGAUGUAUAUGUGUACGAGUAUCUUGACGAUCCCAACGUUUUCGAGAUGAUCCGAGCCAGUAACAACCGCUGGAGACAACUCACCCGGGUCGGCCCGACCGGGGCGGCCUCCUUCAAGGUGCUGGAGGUACUGGGGGUGAGGAUCGGAGGCAACCAAUUGAAGAAUCUGGCCACGGAUUUGACCCUCACGGCUCGAGAUGGCCAAACCUUCCAUCUCAUCGUCAACCGUCAAGGCCUCUGUUUCCUGUACGUGGACAGCUCGCCUGUGAUGCGGUUGCGGGUCAAUGACUAUUUCGGUUGGUCCAAGUACGGGGUCAGCCCCGGGGUUGGUCCGAUCUGGAACAGGUGGGACAUGAGCAACGGCGCCGUUUUGGUGCCUGCUGCGGCGGCUCCUUCGUCCGAUUGCUGGAAGAAGCUGGCGGAGGAGAAGGACAAGCUGUUGGAGAAGAGCAAGGAGACAGAGUCGUUGCUCAGGCAGUCGAUUGCGGACAAGGAUAAGCAGUUGGCUGCUCUCAAGGCCUCCAUGAAAGCCUUGGUGCAGGAAGUGUGACCAAGUAACAAGCUCUGUGGAGUGGAUAUGUAGACUGAAAUAAAUAGAUCUCGUGCGUUGCGGCGGCAGCGAGAUGCACGAAAUUAAAUCUCUCUUUUGCGUUUGCUUGUCUAAAUUUGCUAUCUAUGUAAGAAGAAAGAGUGUAAGCUACAGUCGUUUCAAUGUUCCUCUGCGUUGACAUUUGGGCAGUUGUGAUCAAGAUCCAAUGCUGGCAAGUUCAAUGUUCAAUGUUCCUCUGCAUAUUAAACUAGUUAAACGAAUU
Linum tenue is the source of this 909-nucleotide messenger RNA. Lineage: Eukaryota; Viridiplantae; Streptophyta; Magnoliopsida; Malpighiales; Linaceae. The record is from the annotation of a GenBank genome assembly.